This is a messenger RNA of Paramecium pentaurelia, 2067 nucleotides long. The record is from the annotation of a GenBank genome assembly. Lineage: Eukaryota; Ciliophora; Oligohymenophorea; Peniculida; Parameciidae.
AUGAGUAAUUUCACCUCAACUUCAGGAUGUCCUUUCAAAUAUCCAACUGAGCAUCUCAAAAAUGAUAGUAAAAGCAUGACAUUUAGAGAUUUCAUGCAAUAACAAUAAAUCAAAGAAGAUUAAAAGUUUCAAUUAACAGGACGAUUGUCUACUCUAUAAGCUUCCCCUAAAAUUUCUAAAAAAUCUAGAUGUGAAAAAUAACUAAGCACUCUAUUACGCUAAGAACCACAAAAUCAGUUCAUAAUUAAACAUGAUUCAUAAAGUUAAGUGACAAUUAAUGACUUUGGAAAUAAAAUAAAGACUUUUAAAACUCAAGACCUUACUCCUACUAAAACAAUUUUUCAUUUACCUAUGAUUAGUGAUUCUUAGAUUUGUGAUAUAAUUCUACCCAAUACUCCAGUUCAUUUCAAAUUUACUCCACAUUAACAUAAAAUCAAGAACCCUAAUAGUAACAGUUUACGAAAUGUUCAUGAAUAGCUUUAGUAACUUCGUAGACCUAAAGCAUUAUAGAAUCAUCGAGAAUUAAAACAACUUCCAAAAACAUAAACAUAAACAGAAAUCAUAAGCAAAUUUUUUGAGACUAAAUUCCAAAAGAUAAUAAAGACCUAAAUCAAAUAAUAUGGCAGUAAUGAAUUACUUGAUUAACAUUCUGAAUCCCUUUAUCAUCGAGUCAUUUAAGACCGUUAACUAAAAACUAAGUACUAAGGAAAACAUCUUAAAUAUCUAAAAGAUAUUUAUAAGAGUAUUUUAGGAAUUGGAUACACAUAAUAAAUCCUACUUGAUCAAUUCAGAAUGAGGAGUAUUCAUGCUCCAUUAUUUAUAAAGAAAGAAUAAUUCAUUAGAUUCAAAUAUCUUUUUAUCAAUCAAUAUAUGGAAAUGGAGACUCCAGUUGAAUUAUUAUUUAAGGGUUGUUACAAAUUAGAAAAUUUUAAACCUUUAAUUCUUAAUUAAAGAAGUGAUUUCGAAAUAUUUGGUGGAGAAUAUGGAAUCAAUGAAGUAGCUAAGAAUAUGUAUGAAAAGAUAUUCAAAGAUUACACUUUAAGUCCUUAUUUCAAGGCUAUUGAAUUGGAAGAAUAAGCUGUUAAAUUUGCUAAAUUAUUUGCUUAAUUAAUUGAUCAUACUGAAUCUCCUAAUUAUACUCUUGAAGUACUGAGAGAAAGACAUGUUAAAUAUAAAUUAACACAUGUUCAAUUGGCUAAUUUUAAAUUCUAUUUAUCUACUGCUUUAUAAAAAUUAGGAAUUGGAUAUAAACAUUUAAGAAUAUUAUUAAGAAAGAUGGAUACUUAUAAAUUUGCUAUAUUGAAUAAACCUUCACUAUAAGAAUGUAUUAAUAAUGCUCCUGGAGGAUAUAGAGAAUUUAUUGAAAGUUUUGUUCGUUUGUGUUCUAGUGAACCUAUCCUCUAUGAUUUAGUUUAGAAGAGAGGUAAGUAAAGAUUUACUGCUCAUUGUGAAAAUGUCUUUCAUUAUUUUUUCAGAGACAAUGUUAAAUCAAUAACUGAUGAUGAUAUAGAAUCUAUUCAUAGAAAUAAAACAAUCAUUUCAGAAAAAGUGUAUAGGAAAUUUAAAGAAAAAGCUAUGCAAGCUGUAUGCAAAGUAACAAAUGAUCCAAUUUUAUUAAGUGAUUUCGAAGAGGAUUGGGAAGAAAUUACACCUAUUUUAAUGAAUAAACCUAAAAAGACCACUAUUAAAUUACUUGGAGGUUAAGGAGUAGUUAAUCGUAUUGCAUAUAAAUUAGAAAAUGAGAUUAUGUAAAGACCACUUAUUUACAAAGUAUUUGAAGUAACAUGAUUAUCAUCUUAUGAAAGGAUAAUGAAUCUUAAGUUGGUCCAAAUUUAAAAUGUAAAUUAAAUUUAAUUCUGUAUGGGAUGCAUUUCUACAAACGUACUGAUAUUGAAGUUCUCCACAAGAGAUUACAUAUUCGAGAAUAAACAUAUUUUGAAUUUUAAUAAGUUAAAAUUUUCAUAUAUAUUUUAGGCUAUGAAGAUUGUCAUGUAGGAUGAACCAACAAAAUUAUAAUGGGUUCUAGAUGUUAUUGAUGAUUACAAGAAACAUAUUGUUUUUGAUUGA